CAACAGCUACUCGGACUGACGCAAGCCAGCGGAGGCAGAGGGACUGGCACGGAGCAGAACAAGCCUCUCAGCAGACAAUUGGAACAGGAAGCAAGGAAGGAAAGGGUCUUUCACCCGGAGGAAGACUGGCAAACUCAUUGGGAUUGUGACAAGACAGCCACACAGUAGCUCCAGAGACCACCCAUUAGGUCCAGUGAAGAUCAGAACAUGAACAACACUUUGACCAACACCUCCAUCAAGUGUGUUCGGGAUACCAGUGUGACGGCUGUGGUUUUCCCCUGUCUAUACAGUAUCCUCUUUGUAGUUGCCCUGAUACUAAACUCCCUGGCUGCAUGGAUCUUCUUCAGCAUCCCCAGCACCUCAACAUUUGUGGUCUUUCUCAAAAAUGUGGUGGUGGCCGACUUGCUGAUGACGCUGACCAUCCCUCUGAGAGUCUUAAGCGACGCCGGCGUUGGCUUCUGGCAUCUACGCGCCUUCCACUGUCGAUACUCUGCCGUUCUCUUCUACAUCACCAUGUACAUCAGCAUCCUCCUGCUGGGCCUCAUUAGUUUGGACCGCUACCUGAAGAUCGUGAGGCCCUUUGGGCAGUGCUUCUUGCAGCGGGUCCGUGUUGGUCAGCUGCUGAGUGCUGCAGUUUGGGUGGUCAUGUUAUGUUUAGCGCUGCCCAACGUUAUUCUAAGCGACCAGACGCCGCGCGUCUCUGGAGGCAGACUGAAGUGCAGCUCCAUGAAGAGCAAAGCUGGCCUGAUGUGGCACGAAGGGUUCAACUACUUCUGUCAGGUCGUUUUCUGGGGCACGCUUGCCCUCAUGGUGGUUUGCUACACGUUCAUCAGCAAGAAGGUCUACGAGUCAUACAAAGCCUCAAAGAGCAGAUCUCAGGCAGCCAGUCGCAGAACCAAGGCAAAGGUCUUUGUGGUGGUGGGGGUGUUUUUCAUCUGCUUUGCACCCUUUCAUUUCGCCCGCGUCCCCUACACGCUGACCCAGACCCGCAGCAUCGCCAGUCAUUGCCAGGCACAGAAUGCGCUCUACAUUGCCAAGGAAACCACCCUGUGGCUGUCGACCACCAACGUGUGCCUGGACCCGCUUAUCUAUGUGUUCCUGUGCAAGGUGUUCAGGAAGAAACUGACGGCCGCACUGUGCCGGAAGCCGCUUCACAAAGGUACCAUGGAGUCUGCCACGGCAACGUCAACUCAAGUAGAGAUGUCACAAAUAGCCCACAGUAACAGACUGUCAUAUAAUGGCAUGCUGCAACACAGUGGACAAUACACAAUGGAGGACAAUUAAUAACUGUUAUAGUCCGGGUGAGAUGAGAGGCUGCCUGGUGUUUUACUUGUAAAUAACUUUUCUUUUCUUGAUGACGGGAUGUAAAAAAAUAUAAGUAAUAACGCAAAGUUAUCAAAAUGUGACGCAUGAAUAUUGUUGUGCAACAGAAAAAAAAAAAAAAGUCCAAAAUUACCAGCAGCGGCCAUAAAGUUUGAUGCCAUCAGCGAAGACUGUUUCUGAUACAGUACUAACCAAGCACUUCUGCCCCGUAUUUGCCAAGUCAUCCGACACAUUUCCUUCAUUGCGCUUACUGUCAUUUUUUUGCUUCCUUCUUUCUAAUCUCGCUCAAACUGCACUUUCCCUUUGCAUAAUGUUGGCUAAAGGGUACACAUUUUGACAACACAGUUUUUCUAGUGAUUACCGCUGAGUGUACAGGGACUGAAAGAUAACGAAAUGAGUUGGGAACAAAAGACUGCAACAGAUGCCUCUUAUAGAAAACUGUAUAUCAAUAAUAAUAUUAAUAAAUUGUAUAUUUUUCGUACUACAA
This is a messenger RNA of Stegastes partitus (bicolor damselfish), 1810 nucleotides long. RefSeq names its product P2Y purinoceptor 13-like. Gene Ontology annotation, molecular function: G protein-coupled purinergic nucleotide receptor activity. Gene Ontology annotation, biological process: negative regulation of adenylate cyclase activity; G protein-coupled receptor signaling pathway. Bases 208 to 1284 code for a protein of 358 amino acids. NCBI's taxonomy places the organism in Eukaryota, Metazoa, Chordata, Actinopteri, Pomacentridae. The record is from RefSeq and is a predicted model, not a curated record. The transcript is spliced from 4 exons. Gene Ontology annotation, cellular component: membrane.